AGCUUAUUGCAGUUUUCUGCUUAUCUGGGGCGCUUAGAUAGUUAACCAAGCUUAUCUUAACGAGUUACGCCCUGUGAGCCGAGGUUCAGAGGAGAACGAAGUACAAGAUGACCCUGGACCGGUGACCAUAUCCAAAAUCAAAAGUUGAGAUUCUUUCACCACGAUCGCAUUGACAACCGACUUUGUUAAUUUCAAAGUUCCAGUGCCAUUGAAGUGUCCGUCAUACUGGCAUUGGGAAAUCAACAAUCUGCCACCCCUCAAUGCCUGAUCGAGUAGCUGAUCUCGAGGUUUUCGAGGCCAUACCAUGGUGCCAACCAAUCCUUCAAGACCCAGACUUUGAGCUUGCGUCCACCUGGUCGCGGACAUAUGUCGCAGAAUCUAGAGAAAACGAACUUCUUGGACACACUCUAAAGAACGACAACACGAUACGAGGCUGGAUCUCACUCUACAAUCGACCGACUCAAACCCGUCCCCUGAAAGACGAAGUGCACACGCUGAUGAGCCUGGAUCAAGGCCUCAACGGCUACCCACGAGUGAUCCACGGAGGAAUUACUGCGACGAUCCUGGAUGAGGUCCAGAGCAUAUUGGUGUCGGUGUGUCUGGAAUCAGCAGGCCUGUCGCCCGACAAUGUCACCGCGGACUUGCGCAUUACUUAUCUCAAGCCGAUCGUUCUACCGUGUGUUGUCCUUAUCAAGGCGAAAAUCAAAGACAUCAAGGGAAGGAAGUACUUUGCAGACGCCGAGAUUGUGAAUGAAAAGGCCGUGGUCCUGGCUCGUGGGGAGGGUCUGUUUGUCACCGUGGGCCGAGAAAAGCUAUAGACUUGAAGAACUUUUGGACCGAGAUGAUGGUGUCUAUGGAGUCUCGCUAGAGGAAGAUCAGGCCAUGAUCGAAAUGAAUGAUUUUGUCAAUCCAUCGACGCGUCGCAGCGCGUUUGUCCCUAGGUCAAAACCAGGCUCGU
Exophiala viscosa is the source of this 958-nucleotide messenger RNA. RefSeq names its product HotDog domain-containing protein. The record is from RefSeq and is a predicted model, not a curated record. The transcript has a single exon. NCBI's taxonomy places the organism in Eukaryota, Fungi, Ascomycota, Eurotiomycetes, Chaetothyriales, Herpotrichiellaceae. The coding region runs from base 261 to 818 and encodes 185 amino acids.